CGGUGGGCGUCGGCCUGGAGACGUCCGCGGAGCGCGGCCCGAGAACCAGGCGCGGGACGCGGAGCUGUAGCGCCGCCUCUCCCUGCGCGCCUUUGUUGCUCUGCAUUUAUUUUUCCAACGACAAGCCAGCGCCGAAGGAUCUGGCCCGAGAACUACCAAGCCGUGCUACCUUUUCCUCUUCAGAAGCAAGAACAGAGACGAUUUAUUUAGCAAGAGUUUGUGCUAGUGUGUUUUCUUGUUUGAUUAUAGGCUGGGGUUUAUUGUUAGACAAUCGAGCAAUUUGGGAGGAAAGAAAAACCCCAGGUCCACGCGUGAGCUGGAGUGAGUGCUUCGCCCUGGCCAGCAGCCUCUGCAUUUUGAAAGUAGAGGCGGAACUAAAAUACCCGCGUGGUUUGCGGGUGAACUGCUCCCCUGAACGCUAGAUACCCCUGCGUAUUUAAGGUCGUGAAGAAGAGAAGUGAGACGGUAUUGUUCAAAAGAGCAGCCCACCGGGACAGGUAGCACACUGUAACUCCAGCUGCUCAGAAGGCUGGGGCAGGGGGAUCGCACGGGCAGUGUGAGCAAUCUAGUGAGUUAGACACCUCAAAAUAAAAAGGACCAGGCGCUGACGGGGUGGUGCACUCUUGUAAUCCCAGCCCUCUGGGAGGCUGAGAACAAGUUCGAGCCCAGCCUCCUCCAAUUAGCAGUUAAGCAAAAUCCCGUCUCAAAAUAAUUAAAAAGGGUUGUGGACAUAACUCGGUACAAAGCCAGUGCAAUCCUAGUAACAGGCGCACACGCGCGCGCGCGCGCACACACACACACACACACACACACACACACACACACACACACGCAGGUGCACGCAUGCGCUAAAGCAUGUCCCGAGUAGGUCUUCCGAGAGCUUUCCUGAAGUUAAUGCCCUAAAGCAAUAUUCUUGUUCUUACUAUAUGUAGAGAAAUACAUGCAUGAGUCCUAGUAAAUUGUCCAGCUUUUGGUUAAGAUAAAAACAGUCCUCCUUCAAGCAGAAGAACGCCAGAGACUAGGUAUUUCUUAAAAAGUUUUCUUGGUAAGAUUUUAAUUCGGGGAGAAAGGAGUUUUACACAGUGUAUGUAGGUACACAAAGAAAAAGGAGACACCGGAAAGAAAAAUACCUGUAGUGGGUCUCUUCAAGUAGAAGGGUUAUGAGUAAUUGGAUGACUUUUUUUGGUUUUUGUUUUUUUCCGGUACCAGGAAUCGAACACACGACCUUGCCCUUGCCAGGCAGGUGCUGUGCCGCUGAGCUAAAUCCCGAGAGCCCCUGGGUGACUUUCAUUGUCAUUGUGCUUAUCUGUAAUUUUUAUGUUCUGCUCUGUAGUUUUGUGGAUUCCUUCCUUCCUGGGAAAGGAAAAGAGAAAAAGAACCCCUGAUGCCUAAAAACAGGAAGACUUUAACUCCCCGUACAGUUUAAAUCAUUACCACCCAAGCACGUGUCUGGGAUCUCCUGAAGUCAUUCAUCAAACAUGCCAGCCAGUCAUUCAGUAAAUAUUUCUUGAAUGGAUAAGUGGUAGGAAUUUAAACGAGGGAAGAUCCUUCUGUCUAAAGUUGCUUGGCAGGGCUUCAAGGAAGAGGCUGAAUCAGAGGGGUACGGGGCGGGCAGGACCGGGCCUGCAAUCAGGGAGGGGCAGGCCCAGCUCCCUGAGGGGGAAAGCCUGGAAAAGUAGGCUCCUUCAGUGGCGUAAAAGAUACAAAAGACUCUGAAAAGAUGGGAGGAAAGCAGAUUGUAGAGGGCCUCGUGAUUGCUUGAUUGACACUAGUAAUUAUUUAAUUCAUUAUUUGCAGUUACUUAGUGCCAAGUGUGUUCCCCUGGAGGGCAGGGACCCGUCCGGCCGGUUUUCCCAGCUCCCCGAGACCUAGAGGGUGCUCGGCGUGCAGUUGACUGUCAGGACAUAUUUUGCAACUGUACGGCCACAUUAGCAGCAGCCUAGGAGGUCUAGGUUUUGUUGAGCACGUAGAAGGUUAUCCGCGCAGGCCCUGGGACAGUCAGACUUUUCCUGUGUGAAGCCUGGGGUGGGUGAGGAGAGGUUCCACUGUGGAUGGAGUCUGCAGCUUAAGCAGUGGAGAACAGAAAUCAUGGAAACGUCUGAGGAGAUGGGUAGCAAAGAGAAAUUCCAGCCAGAAGAGGGGAGAGAGUAAAGCGGGGAGGGAAGCUACUGAAGUGAAAAACCCAGGAAGAGUCACCAGGCUUUCACCACUGUGAGAGUCUCCGGCUGAGGGCUGACAAUGGCAAGAAAAAAGGAACAUUUUCUGCCGGGCGUGGUGGCGCACGCCUGUAAUCCCCGCACUUGGGAGGCUGA
Chinchilla lanigera (long-tailed chinchilla) is the source of this 2312-nucleotide messenger RNA. RefSeq lists its product as uncharacterized. The record is from RefSeq and is a predicted model, not a curated record. NCBI's taxonomy places the organism in Eukaryota, Metazoa, Chordata, Mammalia, Rodentia, Chinchillidae.